AUAUAAUGCAGAAAAAUGUGCCUAUUCCAGGGCUAAAGUGUCUAAACCCCCUCCAAAUAAACCCUGCCCCCACUCUACUACCAUUUUCCAGCAUUUCCUCGCUCGAAAAGCCUUCGCUUAGUUCUGUGCAAAAUCCUGCAGGAGUGAUAUGCUGCAGUGCGGCACUCGAAAUAUAUCCACGAUCGAAAACGUUUAGUAUAAAAAAUAAAGUGAAAUCUAGUUCGACGUCCGACAGGAAUCACCACCUGUUGAAACUUUGAAAUGAGCAGUACGAAUAACACCAGUUCGUUAUCGAGGUCUUCGUCGAUAAGAUCCUCGUCUAGGAGAUCGGUCGCGUCGACGUCUUCGAAGAUAUCGUACGGUUCUUCGACGGAAAGUGCCGGCAUGCCGAAAAGUCCGACCUCCUUUUAUCAGAAUCGGGGUAAAAAUUCGGAUUUUUAUCCGAGUUCGCCGAAAUCUCCGAGCUUCCACGUUAGCGGACCCCAACAGUUUGAUUUUAAAACGCCGAAAUCCCCCGUUCGUUCGCCUCGAAGCCAAAAUGAUAACACGAAAAAAGAAGAAAAUUAUUUUGAUUUUGAUUUAAAAUCGCCACCGAAACCGAUUCCGACUAAAAAUUUAUAUCGCCAGCAAGCUUACCAGUCCUCAAAAACGGACUCCUCCGGAUCCGUGAAGUCAAGUCUUGAGUAUACGUCCACGAAAAAGCAUCCCAAUCUCGAUUACCAAGAUAUUGAGUACAAAGUUUGUAACAGUCUCGAUUCGGAUUCUCAUCAUAGUUCCGAUUUUUACACCAGUGGUUACGAUACGGAUUUAAUUAAAAGAAGUCGACAUUCGUCGAUUAAAGAUAAAAAGUCGAAACGUUCCUCGAUUAAUAUUCGUACGAAUCCUGGUUACGACGAACGAUACUCUUCCACUAGGUCAAUCAAUGCCGCCGCCGAGAGCUGCAGAAGUGCAAGCGAUGAUAAAAAAGAAAAAAAAUCGUUACAAAGAUGCCGUAAGUCGACUUCCGAUCUAACUGAUAUGACUGACGACGGCGGACACACAACAGUUACUUCGUUGAGCAGACCAUCAUCACCCCGACGGAAAAGCUCGAUUAAGGGAGGUUUAGCUUAUUUGGCAUCGAGGCGAGGAUCGAGAGAUUCGGUCGCUUCAAAUAUGUCUAAUGUAUCGAAUGAGGAUAUUGGACCUUUAAAUUUUCAAAAUACUGCGAGAGGAAGACAGAGAAGGACUUCGAAUUUUUUGGAAUUACCAGUGCCAGACCAUAUAAGACCGAGAGUGUGUUCAUUACCGGAAAAACCGUACAACCCCCGUUUAAGCGACGAUUUGUAUAGGCUUCGCACAUUCAGCAUAACGAACAAAGGAGGCGUUGUAAAUUGCGGCGAUUCGAUUAUCAAUAGAAGGUCCAGGUCGAACACAAGCGUCAAUUCGACCACCAGCAAGGCUAGUAAUAUAUCCGGUGAAAGAUCGCCUUUCGACGGCUCCUGUUGUGGUUCCGGUUAUCACACCGUCGAUUCCACUCCGUUGGGUUCACCGGAAGAAAUCGAAGUACCAAAAUAUCGGGUGGUUAUGCUUGGUGAUUCCGGUGUUGGAAAAACUGCGUUAGUUUCGCAAUUUAUGACAUCCGAAUAUAUGAAUACUUAUGAUGCAAGUUUGGGUAAGAAAUAUGAUGAAUUUGGUGAAAGAACAGUUUCUGUAUUGCUCGAUGGUGAAGAAUCAGAAAUGAUAUUCAUCGAUCAUCCAUCAACAGAAAUGUCUGUUGAAAAUUCGUUAAGUACAUACGAACCUCAUGCUUGCGUCGUAAUUUAUUCGAUAGUUACCAAGUCAAGUUUUCAACACGCCGAAGAAACACUUAAUUAUUUGUGGCGCGAGGGUUAUACUCAGGAAAAAAGCGUGAUCGUGGUUGGGAAUAAAUCUGAUUUAGCCAGAGCCCGGGUUAUUUCAGCGGACGAUGGAAAAGCGUUGGCAAUUUCAAGAGAUUGCAAGUUUAUUGAAACAUCGAGCGGAAUACAACAUAAUGUGGACGAGCUUUUGGUUGGGAUUUUAAAACAGAUACGAUUACGCGAAAAUCGCGAUAAGAAAAAGGCGAAAAAGGAUACGCAAAAAUUGCACGGUUCGAAAACUAGCCUUAGUUUAAAUAUUGCUAGGGAGAUUUUGCAAAAAAUUUGUAUGAAUGCCGAUAUUAGUAAGUCGAAAUCUUGCGAAAACUUACACGUUUUGUAAAAUUACUUAUCGAGUAUUUCUAAGACUGGUUUAAAUUGUUUCACUAAUUAUUUAACUUGUGAUAUUUUUUAUAUAAAGAAUGUACUGUUUUAUGAAUAUCGCUAUUUUCUAAUCGUUUAUUUUGGAUCUCUCUUUAAAAUAUAGACUGAAAAACAUUAAAAAAACUCAAGCUGUGUAGUAGGAAAAUUUAAAAACAUUUCUAAUUCCUUCUUUAUAAUCUGUAAAUAGAAGUUAAUAAAAAUAAAUCUGUUUAUUUAAAAAAAAAAUUAUAAAGUGUUGAUAAAAAAAUUUGUAGUUGAGGCCUAAUAAUGUAAUUAGUUAACUGUUGCUGUUAAAAUAAUAAAUGUAACAGUAGACUUUA
Messenger RNA from Onthophagus taurus, 2578 nucleotides. RefSeq lists its product as uncharacterized. The record is from RefSeq and is a predicted model, not a curated record. Gene Ontology annotation, cellular component: plasma membrane. NCBI's taxonomy places the organism in Eukaryota, Metazoa, Arthropoda, Insecta, Coleoptera, Scarabaeidae. Gene Ontology annotation, molecular function: GTPase activity; calcium channel regulator activity; GTP binding.